CUUAUAGAUUCUAAUGCUAGUUUCACGUAACAAGCUCGGUUUCAAAACAAGAUCGUUGUUCCAAGGCAAGCUAGCAUCAGCCUACCUACCUACCUAGGUAGGUAAUUAGCUAAUACAACCCAAGGCUCCCAAGGGCCAGCUGAUUAGCACAUCCAUCUCCUGCUAGGAAAGGUACCUACUUAAUCUAGGAAAUAAUUAUCACCCGCGCUCGCUGCCGGGGCCCCGAAGGCUCAUACCAUGGCGCACAUCCACGACCUCGCCCCCGAGGUCUCCAACUACAGCUCCGGCCGGCUCACCCCGCCGACCCCGGUGCGGUUCCCCCGCACGCCCGUGUUCGCGUCCAUGAACAAGCCGUGCCGCUUCGAGGGCGAUGUCUUUGACCUCGAAGUGAGCGGGGCGAUCCCUCCUGAUAUCGACGGGACCUUCUUCCGGGUGCAGCCGGACCACCGGUUCCCGCCGCUGUUCGAGGACGACAUCCACUUCAACGGCGACGGCUCCGUGACGGCGAUCCGCAUCUCCGGGGGCCACGCGGACCUCCGGCAGCGCUACGUGCGCACGGAGCGCUACCUGCUCGAGACGCGAGCCCGCCGCAGCCUCUUUGGCCGGUACCGCAACCCGUGGACGGACAACGAGAGCGUGCGCGGGGUGAUCCGCACCGCGAGCAACACCAACGUCGUCUUCUGGCGCGGCGCCCUGCUGGCCAUGAAGGAGGACGGCCCGCCCUUCGCCAUGGACCCGGUCACGCUCGAGACGCUGGGGCGGUACGACUUCGAGGGCCAGAUCCUCAGCCCGACCUUCACCGCCCACCCCAAGAUCGACCCGGACACGGGCGAGAUGGUGUGCUUCGCGUACGAGGCCGGCGGGGACGGCUCCGACUGCAGCGUCGACGUGGCCGUCUGGACGGUGGACGCGGACGGCAAGAAGGUCGAGGAGUGCUGGUACAAGGCCCCCUUCGCGGGUAUGAUCCACGACUGCGGCAUCACCAAGAAUUGGGUCGUCCUGCCCCUGACGCCCAUCAAGAUGGACCUCGAGAGAAUGAAACGGGGCGGCAACAAGUUCGCCUGGGACCCCAGCGAGGACCAGUGGUACGGCGUCGUGCCGAGGCGGGGGGCCAAGAGCGACGACAUCAUCUGGUUCCGGGCGGAUAACGGUUUCCAUGGACAUGUUGCCGGCUGCUACGAGCUGCCGUCAGGGGAGAUCGUUUUCGACCUGACCGUGGCCGACGGCAACGUCUUCUUCUUCUUCCCGCCCGACGACAACAUCACGCCCCCCGCCGACGGCGUGGCCAAGCGCAACCGGCUCUCGUCGCCCACGGUGCGGUGGAUCUUCGAUCCCAAGGCCAAGAAAUCGGCGAUCCGCACCGAGGCCGCGGGCGACGCCGACAUCUGGGUGGCGGACGAGAGGGUCAAGCCCGCGCUGACGUGGCCCACCAACGGCGAGUUCUCGCGCAUCGACGACCGCUACGUCACCAAGCCGUACCGGCAUUUCUGGCAGGCCGUCGUCGAUCCGACGAGGCCCUACGACUUUGAAAAGUGCGGUCCCCCGGCAGGCGGCCUGUUCAACUGUCUGGGCCACUACACCUGGUCCGACCAAAACUAUCACCACGGCCACAACACCGGCGACCCGUCCGGAGACGGGCGGAGCAACGGAAGCGCCGAGGAAGCCACCGCCGGUAAAUUCGGGCUCCAAGACGUCUACUUCGCCGGGCCGACCAUGACCUUCCAGGAGCCGACCUUCAUCCCGCGCCAGGGGGCCGCCGAGGGCGAAGGGUAUCUGAUCGCGCUGCUGAACCACCUGGACGAGCUGCGCAACGACGUCGUCAUCUUCGAGGCCCGGAACCUCGGCAAGGGACCCCUGGCCGUCAUCCACCUCCCGCUCAAGCUCAAGCUGGGCCUGCACGGGAACUGGGUCGACAGCCGCGAGAUCGAGGCGUGGCGGCGGCGCAGGGCAGAGAACGGCGACGUGGGCCCGCUUCGGGUGGCCAAGGAGCCGUUGCCGUGGCAGAAGAAGUUUGCGGCGGCGGCCCAGAACGGAUCAAAUGGUGUGUAACUGUGUGUGUGUGUGUGUGUGUGUGUGCGUGAACACGGGAUGUGAAAGGGUUUUUUUUUUGGGGGGGGGGGAGGAGGGGGAAGCAGCGAGGCGGCGCUGGUCCACACGCUGACCUGCCACGAGUCCACCAACAUCAACCGGGGCACGGCGGCCGA
Messenger RNA from Thermothelomyces thermophilus ATCC 42464, 2204 nucleotides. RefSeq lists its product as uncharacterized. The coding region runs from base 238 to 2049 and encodes 603 amino acids. The transcript has 2 exons. The record is from RefSeq and is a predicted model, not a curated record. Gene Ontology annotation, molecular function: carotenoid dioxygenase activity. Gene Ontology annotation, biological process: carotene catabolic process. NCBI's taxonomy places the organism in Eukaryota, Fungi, Ascomycota, Sordariomycetes, Sordariales, Chaetomiaceae.